ACUGUGCUCCUCAUCGACAUGACGGACGCUGUCUCUGGAGCCAUUGCCACGACUACCGGUGCUGCGGGAGGCCAGACGAGCGGAGCUGGCCCUGUGGCCGGAGCCAGUGGUGACGCUGCAGCGCCGUCGUCGUCGCUGCUGUGGAACGUGGCCAAGGCUGCGGGCGCGGCAGGCGCCGUCCUGGUUGCCGGCGCGUUCUACCUGUGGAAGGCGGCCCAGGCCGAGCGCCGCGAGGCUGUCAACGCCGUGAAGCGCCGCAAGUACAUCAUGAAGUCGCACCGUAAGAAGGCUGAGCGUGGGGCGCAGAACGUGCCGUUCUUCGACGGGGUGGACCUGGUCGACGCGUCGGGAACGCCGGGCUUCCGGGUGACGGCCGACAAGGAGGUGAUUGUGCUGUACAUUGCCGCCGGGUGGUGCCCGCCGUGCCACACGUUUACGCCUCUGCUGACCAAGCUGUACAAUCAAGCGAUCGAGGAGCGGAUGCCUGUCGAGGUGGUCAUGCUCUCGGUGGAUCAGUCCGCCGACGACAUGCUCAAGUACAUGUCCAAGGCCGGGAUGGACUGGCUCGCCGCCGAGUACUCGCAGCGGCCGACGAUCUUCCAGCGUGUGGGCGAGAUCUCGGACAUUCCGACGGUCAUUGUGAUGACUCCCGACGGCCGGAUCCUUGAUCGCGAAGCCCUUGCCCCGCUGGUGCAGGACGGCAUGCUCGCUUUUCACAAGUGGCUCGCCGAGUCGCGCAACGAGGAGUGGGUCGACCCCAACGACCCGGAUGCCAACCAUCCGUACCCGCUCAUGCGCAAGCUGGACGACUUUAAGCUGUGAGGUACAAGGUAGCUCGGGUAAAUGCCAGUAGAUGCCAA
This is a messenger RNA of Thecamonas trahens ATCC 50062, 860 nucleotides long. RefSeq names its product thioredoxion. The record is from RefSeq and is a predicted model, not a curated record. NCBI's taxonomy places the organism in Eukaryota, Apusomonadida, Apusomonadidae. The transcript has 2 exons. Gene Ontology annotation, biological process: photoreceptor cell maintenance; sensory perception. Bases 19 to 822 code for a protein of 267 amino acids.